GUCCCGGUGGAAGGACGUGGUUGCCGGUUGGUUUCUGCUCCGCUCCGAGCCGCUUCGCCUCGCUUCGCUUCGCGUUCUCGCCGAGCCGUGUUCUCUCUCUCUCUCUCUUUCUCUCGUUUUCCGCGAGCGCCAACCGAACGGAAACGCUCUCGUCGUCAGCCUCUCUGUCAUCGCUGGCGAGCAUCUUCCACGAUAUCUCUCGGAACCGCGCGAAGAAAGUGUCUCGAAACGGGAAUCGCGAGAAGAGUUUCUCUGUCGGAUAUCGACGUUGCUUCCACGCCGAAGAUGACGGACUGGGAUCGGGAUUGACAGAGCCGAUGCGAGAGGACGUUGACACCUGGACCGAAGAGAGCCCGAGAAGAAGCCCGAGAAGCCCGAGCAGUGCCAGAGUGAGUAGAGGAGAGCCCGGGGAGCUAGAGGAGACCGGAAAGAUCCAGGAAGAAUCCCGAGGAGCCUGUUGAGAGUUCGAAGAGAGUUCGAAGAGAGUUCAAAGUGAGUUCGAAGAGAGUUCGAGAAGCUUGAGGAGAGCUUGAGGAGCCCGAACAAAGCCUGAGGGACUCGAGGAGCCCGAAGAGGGCUCGAGGAAGCUCGAAAAGAGCUUGAAGAGAGCCCGAGAAGCCCGAAGAGGGCCCGUGGAGCCCGAGGAAAGUUCGAAGAAAGCCCGAAGAGCACGAAGGAAGCUUGAAGAGUGUCUGAGAAGCCUGAAAAGCCCAGAAGAGAGCUCGAAGAGCCGAAAGAAAGCUUGAGGAGCCCAAAAAGAGUCCGAAGGAAGCUCGAAGAGCCUAAAGAAAGCUUGAAAAGUGCCUAAGGAGCCUGAAGAGUGCCCGAGGAGCUUAAAAGAAGCUUAAGAAGCCUGAAGAGCCCGAAAAGGGCCCGGAGAGAGCCCGAAGAGCUUUAAAAAAGGUUGAAGAAAGCCCGAAGAGAGCCCGGAGAGAGCCUGAAAAGAGCCCGAGGAAAGCCGUAGAAAGCCCGAAGUGCCCGAAGAAAGCCCGAGGAGUCCGAAAAAAGCUUGAAAAGUGCCUAAGGAGCCCGAAGAGAGCCAGAGGAGCCCAAAGAGCCCGAAGAGCCUUAAAAGAGCUCGAAGAGCCUUAGAAAAGCCCGAAGAUAGCCCGAAGAUAGCCUUAAAAGCCCGAAGAAAGCCCGAGAAGUUCGAAAUAAGCUUGAAAAGUGCCUAAGGAGCCCGAAGAGCCCGAAGAGUUUUAAAAGAGCCCGAAAAAGCCCGAAGAGCCCGAAAAGAGCCCGAAGAGUGCCCGAGGAGGCCGAAAAGGGUCCCUCGGAAAGUGUCAACAGCGGCGAAUCGGGCAAGGAAAGUGACUAUGACCGUGGAGCGGCGGUCGGCUCCGAUUCCGAAGCAUUUAAAACUGGUCUGAGAAGAGCGACUGGGACUGAUCUUUUUGUGGGUCAGCCGCGUUAAAUGCUGCGAAACGAGGAAUGCCCGUCGCGUAUGAAUAUAUUCGGUGGUGCGAUUAACGGGACCGUUCCGGCCGCUGAAAUAUUGAGCGCUGCUGCUAGCCGUGACCUUGGCCACCGGCGACAUGAAAACGUAAUAGCGAGCGGAGGCGCGCCGCGACCGCGGAUCCGCGACACUGCCGGCGGAGUUUCGAUCCCCGAGCUGCUCGUUCUUCCGUUAUUGUCGUCUUCUCUGGCACCACGGAACCGACGAUCACGGUUCUCACGUUAGAGUUUUCACGGUUUCCCGCGAGCACGAAAAGAACUAUCGGAACACGGGCUCCCGGAGCGAACGGUUCGGACGGUUCCCGGUUCCGUUUACUUUGGACCAUUUUAACAAAGUCGGUUCGUUUUGCUUCGGUUCGAUCGUUCCGCGCGAUCGUCUUUUCUCGCCGAAGGCCGAAGGAUAAACGGAGGAUUUUCGCCGAGGGGAAGAGCUGGACGAUGAUCGAGGCCCGGACCGGCUGAGAUUCGACCGAGAGCUCUUCGCAUAGGGAUACUACUUCCGAGGGAAGAAGAUCGUGAUCGGGGACGAAUCAUCGCAGGGAAUCAUGGCUUCCAUGUGCGGCAGCACGAAAAGUUAUCCGGCGUUGAACACCGGCAGCUAUUACCGGCCAGGUGCUUACCCGUAUCAGAAUGAUUAUUACUUACCGCCGCGGUCAACAUGGUCGAGGGUCUCGCCGCACCAGUCGAAGAAACAAAGAGGCAGCACCACGUGGAAAGUGGGCAGUGCAAUGUUAAUUAUCUCCGCGAUGCUAGUAUUAAUUGCAGUGUUCGCGAUCGCUGGCCUCGCGUUAUGGAUGGGAGCUCUUCGAACAGACUCGAAAAAUGCGAUCGUCGGGUUCUCGUGCACCUUCAGGGUGGCCAAGGGGGAGAAGUACAACCCAAUGCUGAAGCUGAACACGAGCAUGGUGUUCCGUGAGAAGGAGCGAAAAUACAAAAAUAUCUUCGAGCUGCUGUUUCGAAGGAGCGUGUUAGGCAGCGCUUAUCAGAAGACGAUCAUCGACAAAUUCGAGAGCGGCGUGCUGAAAGUGUUCUUCAGGAUCUACCUGGACAGGAGGAAGAUACCGCGAUCGAUCACGAACGUCGAAGAUACGAUCGAGGACAUUAUCGCGAAAGAGACGUACUCGACGUCCUCCUUGUUCAAAGACAUGGAACUGGACCUCACCACCAUAUCGGUAAAAAGAAUAAAUCCAGACACGUCGGGCAACCAGAGGCAAGCCCAGCAGAGGAACGCGAUGAUCACGAAGAACGGUCUGUUCCGGCCGAGCAGGAACAGUUCCCUGAUCACGAGUCCGAAGGUAAAACCGAAGCCGAGCAAGCCGGAGUCGAGCGAGCCGGAGAUCGACUUCAGCAACAUACCGACGAUCCAGGGUACGUACAAAGUGUCGAAAGUGAACGCGACGUCGCCGGGCAAGUCGAACGGGUCGCAGGAGGUCGUGAGGACGCAGUUGCGCAUCAAAGGGUCGACGAAAGAACCGUCACCGGCUCCGGAUCAACCCUUGUCGAAGUCGUCGGUCGCGACGACCACCGAGCUGAGCCAGAUAAGCGCGCAAACCACGCCGUUGAGGAUCAAGGAGAAGCUGAAUCAGACGAGUCACGCGGAGAGACGUCCGUCGACGGCCGAGGAGCCGGCGAAGAGGGUGGUGCCGACGUCGACGGCGUCGACGACUCUGGCCGACGACAUGUUCAAGGACUUCCGGAAGCCGGACUUCGAGACAUCGCCGUGGAAACCGAUCGUUCCCGGCUACGUGAACACCGAGCUGAAGCUGUUGCCGGACACCGUGAUCAGGACGAACUACAAGGUGAAUUACAGCAACGCAAACACCGGCGGGCACGUCCCCGAGGCUGCCGUCAAGGUCGCGAGCGAGGCGCCGCCGGUUUCCUCGACGAGAACGACGCCGGAAGCGUUCGACACCUACUUGAGGAAUCCGGGAUUCGACCCGGAGGACACUGAUUUCCCGCACGACAGGGUCGUGCCGCAGCCGCAGGAGACGGUGAACUUCCGGUUGAACGGCAAGUUCAAGAACAAGAUCCCGGGACUGAUGGAGGACGGCCAGAUAUUCACCGCGGCGCCGGCGCUCGGGCCGGAGGACCGGCCCGAGAUCGAGGUCUCGGGGCAACUUCCGCCGGAGACGUACAACCUGAAGCUGCGUACUUCCCCGCAGGCCGAGAAGUCCGAGUCCUCGUUCACGAAACCGUACCGGUCCACGAACGAGAACGAGACCGGCUGGAGAGUCCCGUCGCCGUCGAUGUCUUACAUCGACUCCGAUGGGUCGAACGGAGGAGCCAAGAACAGUGGUCCAAACGCUGUGACCAAGAACAAUGGGCCGAACGCUGGCACCAAGAACAAUGGGCCCAACGCUGGCACCAAGAACAAUGGACCGAACGCUGGAACCAAGCACGCCGUAUCGGCGAAGGACAACAAAAGGAGACAGGAGGAGAACGGGAACGCGUUGGCGACGAUCGGCACCAGCACCUCGAAGUGGCAGCGGCCGUCUCAGCCGUUGGAGUCGACCACCUCGGCGUCGAGGAUAGGGGUCGCGGAGCCGGUGGUGGACGGGGACGUCGACUUGGAGCCGAGGAACAGGUUCUCGGAGAUCCAGGCGGUGGCACAGCAGAGCGACGGGCUGCAGGACAGGAAGGUGGACAAGAAGAAGCAGGAGCCGGUCUACACGAGCUACAAAACGCCGGACCUGAACGGCGCCGUGCCGAGGCCCAGCCUGAUCGAGAGCUCCGGCACCCUGAUGCCGUUCAGGCACACGAUACCCGUCGACAAGAUCGCGUCGGUGGUCAACCACGAGAAGAACGUCGAGGACAAGACCAACGGCGUCACGGAUAGCAUAAUAAGCGACGAGAGCUUGUCUGCAACAAAACUUGUCCGGUCGAACGCGACCGACUCGAGGAUAAAGGCGGCCGGAGGCGGCGCGACGUCGCCGGAGGACGUCGUCGAGACGGAGACGGUCGGCGCGAAGGUGAACAGGAAGAACGCGAAGGUCGAGCUGUUGUCGGAGAGCGAGAGCCAGACGGAGUCCGGCGGUCCGGAGCUGCUGAUCGACGACCAAGACAAGUUCCUGAGGCUGGGGACCACGGAGGUCUAUUCGGAGCUGAUCCAGCCGGCCUACAACAACAUAGACAAGCUGAUCCUGAAGGCGGAGGACGCGAAAGCCCCGCCCGGCAGGCUGACCCCGAGCAUCUCGAGGAACUCCACGUUCAUCGAGAUCGACACGUUGAAGCACACGCCCGGGGAAACCGUGGACACCGGCGGCCUGGAAGACAAGACGCCCGACGGCAAUGACGAUCUCAUUUGGCUGACGAACGGGACGAAGUCUUCAGGGUCGGCGGACACGCGGAAGAAGGUCUACAACGACACUCUGAAGGCGUACGUGGUGGAGAACUUGGUCACGUUGGCACCCGCGAAGAGCAACACCGGCGUCGGCAGGCCCGUCAGGCCCAGGCCAUUGAUGGUCAAGGAGAAGCUGUCGAAUGUCGCGGAGAGAACGACGAAUAGGAGCUCGUCGGAGGACGCGAUCCUUCUGGAGCAGCUCUUCGGCGUGCAGAGCUACGACCGGAACAACACGAAGCGGCAUUCGUCGAGCGAGCGGGAGCAUCUGGAAGCGGAUCGCCGGCACGGAGGGCACGCGAGGAUCGAGCAGAUCGUGGAGGUCGUGACCUCGAUCAGCACCAAGGUGUCCUCGAACAUCGGCAACGAUCCCGUCCUGCUGAAGCUGCUGGCCGCGAACGCCUCCGCGCCGCUGGCGACCGCUGCCGAGCACAGCGAAGAGGAGACCUCGACGCCGCGGUUCUCGAUACCGGAGGAUUACGUCGUGGACGACCGAGAGGAGAAUCGGUCCUUCAGGGAGGAGCCGGAGAGCAGCCAGGAGCCGAGCAAGCCGGCCAAGGCGGCCGCGGACGCGCAGACCUCCGACAGGAAGAUCGCGGCGACCGAGGAGGGCGGCUAUCUUCUGGAGAAGCUGAAGCAGCUCGCCGAUGUCGGCGCGGACGACGUGCCCGCGAAGAGCGCCAAGAACGGUUCAAGGCCAGCCCCGAACUUCCCCCACCAGCCGAGUACGAAGCAGGACGCGAAGCAGGACGCGAGACCGUUCGAUUUCGACAAGCUGAAGGAAAUCGCGGACAUCGCGACCGGUAAUCAGACCCUGAUGAACUCCAGCGCUGGGUUCACGAUGACCCGCGACGGCGUCGAGAUAUUCACCAAGAUCCUGAACAAGAUGGAGGACCGCACCGACAAGAUGAUAUCUACUACCGAGGAGAGCAGGGGAAUUGACGAUUGCCUCGGGUUCCUGUGCAGAGACGGAAAAUGCCUGCCCUCGAGCGGCAGAUGCAACAUGUUAGGCGAAUGUCCGAAUUCGGAGGACGAAGCCAACUGUACGUGCGCCGACUUCCUGAAAGCGCAGCUACUGCAUCAGAAGAUCUGCGACGGAAUCGCGGACUGCUGGGACUACUCCGACGAAACCGACUGCGAUUGGUGCGAGAAGGGUCAAUUCGUUUGCGGCAACAGUCGCAGCUGCGUCGACCAGGACAAGGUCUGCAACGGCUUCACGGACUGUCCGGAGGGCGAGGACGAGAAGAAGUGCGCCGCGUUGAUCGAGGACGACGCGACGCUUAGUUACGAAGACGGGACCGCGACCGACGCGAGCGCCGCGACGACCAGCGACUACGUCGAGAAUUUCUCGCGAACGGAGCCCGGCCCCGGCAAGGAGGCGAUCUUCGACCAGGAGGCCGUCGAAUCCUCGAUCUCCGAGUCGAGCACGCUGGCCUCGCUGAAACACAACGGUCGACCGGAGAGAAUAAUAAAUUCGAAAGGUGACGCGACGACCAAAGAAACUUCCGCCAAGAAUCGCGAUCAUCCGAAUGCCGCGACCCUCGUGUCCGGCCGAGAGAUCUCCGCGAACGCGAAAGACGUUCUCGCUCACGGCAACUCGAUCCACUUGAACCCGAAGAAGAACGGAUCGUCGGCAUCCGUGGUCAACUUCAAGAAAGAGAUCAACAACUACAACGAGAAGGGUUACAUAAACAUACGGAAGAACGGAAAGUGGGGGAAGCUGUGUCUGAGCGGGAUGGACGGUCUUCUGCAAGGAAGACAGGCCAGCUGGAGCAUCGAGGACCUCGGCAGAGCGGUCUGCAAAGCGAUUACGUAUCAAGAUUUCGAGACGGUCGAGAAGGUACUGGACGAAAAUCCAGAAUCGAGCCGUCCCUAUUACACUCUGUCAUACAACGAGAAACCCCUGGAUAAAACGAUCCUGACUUUCAAACCUUCCGAGUGCCCGAGCGGCGAGAUUCUCAGGGUCAAGUGCAAGAACCUUGAGUGCGGAAUAAGAACGCAAGCUCCGUCGCAGGCCAGGAUAGUCGGCGGUGGUAGCUCAUCCGCCGGAAGCUGGCCGUGGCAGGUGGCGCUGUACAAAGAGGGGGAUUAUCAAUGCGGCGGUGCGCUUAUCAACGAUAGAUGGAUCUUAUCCGCUGCACACUGCUUCUACCAUGCUCAAGACGAGUAUUGGGUGGCGAGGAUCGGAGCGACCCGCAGAGGAAGCUUUCCGAGCCCGUACGAGCAGGUCCUGCGGCUGGAUUACAUAUCUUUGCAUCCCGAAUACAUUGAUAACGGAUUUAUAAACGAUGUAGCGAUGCUGAGGCUCGAGAAACCGGUCAUCUUCAGCGACUAUGUGAGGCCGAUAUGCCUUCCUGAAGCGGAACCGAAAAGCGGCACCAUGUGCACUGUGACUGGAUGGGGCCAGCUGUUCGAGAUAGGACGAAUAUUUCCGGACACCUUGCAAGAGGUACAGCUCCCGGUGAUAUCGACGGAGGAAUGUCGGAGGAAGACACUGUUCCUUCCUUUGUACAGGAUCACGUCCGGUAUGCUUUGUGCUGGAUUGAAGGAUGGCGGAAGGGAUGCUUGUUUAGGAGACAGCGGUGGACCGUUGGUUUGCUCAGGGUCUGACAACAAGUACACACUUCACGGUAUCACUUCGAACGGCUACGGUUGCGCGAGGCCAGGAAGACCGGGAGUCUACACGAAGGUUCAUCACUAUCUUCCCUGGAUCGAGCACACGAUAUCGAGGGAAGACAUCCGAUCCACGAUGGUGUCCUGCAGAGGCCAUCGAUGUCCUCUGGGCGAAUGUCUGCCGAAGUCUCGGGUCUGCAACGGCUACUUGGAAUGCUCGGACGGCAGCGACGAGCGUAACUGUCUUGUUAAUCUUUAGCGAGCAAAGACUGAAGAAGAUUAAAUUUUGCUGCCACUAAUGUAAUCUCGUAGUUCGGAGAUUUAAAUUUGAUUUCGACCGGAUUGUACGGUCUGUCGAAGUUUGCAGCGAAAGUAGAUGCAACAACUGUUUUCCCCGUGAAUCGGUGCAGCGCGGGCUCGUAUUAAUUGAAAAAAACAUUAUCUUUCGUUCACUGUUUGUUCAUCGACGAAUUGUAUCCGAACAGAGUGGCGCGAGUGAACGCGUUAAUGCCGGCGGGUAUACAGAAGUAGAAUUCGAUAUUUUUAUACGACGAUAAGAAUGUUACAACCGGCGAACAGUUCCGUGUAGCAUCAAAUGUUCGUUGAAUUAAUGCACGUGCAAUAUCUAGAUCGAAAUCAAACUGUGAAGGUAAUCGUCGGAGAGUAGCCGAAACAUUAGCAAUGAUUAACGACACACCGCAGAUACUGAUUUAUACUCCUCCGCGCAAUUAUCUCUGCAUUUGAUUCUUAAUAUUAACGCGUUCGAGUAGCAGACAGAUGGUCGAGAGUUCGCAGCAUUGUUCGUUCGACGAUGGCGCGAACAGUCGCGUAGAAUUGUAUUUCCGAGCCACAGCGAUGACUCGGAAAUACUUGACGUAGAAAUAUUUCAGACGAACCUGGCCUUUGGAUUCUUCGUUUAAGGCGAAACCGAAUCUCUAGGCCACGUAUAUCGUGCUAUCACCAAUUUAAGUUUUUCCUUAAGUUCGACAAACGAAAUAUGUAUAUAUCGUGUCUAAUGUAUUAUGUAAAAAAGAACCUGAUGCUAAUAAAUAAGAAUUUUUAGAAAAUAACAA
Molecule: messenger RNA, 8478 nt
Organism: Megalopta genalis
Lineage: Eukaryota; Metazoa; Arthropoda; Insecta; Hymenoptera; Halictidae
Biological process (GO): proteolysis
Molecular function (GO): protein binding; serine-type endopeptidase activity
Source: RefSeq, a predicted model, not a curated record